CCGCAAUGUUCUGCACAGUCGGGUCGUUAUGCAUGGAAGACGUUAUAUGCAAUGAGCAAGAACGCGCCGUCGCACGUCGCACGAUUACCAAAUCUGACAUGGCGAAAUGGCCGUACAUCACCACUGACAGCGCCGGUCGGUUGGAUGGCGGGCUUGUCUUCGUCGGCCCCACAGAAGCCGAGGCUCGUCCCCUGAAGCUGAAGCAUUUUAUCUUCGCCGAUUCUCAGGAUCCAUCCAGCCGUUUUAAACGCUAUGCCCUAUCCGAUGACGGCGAGCUACUCGCAGCAUCGUUCGAUAAUGGUGGCAUUCUCAUAUGGCGACUGUCCGAUGGUCUACUGGUUCAACGCCUACAACAUCAGGACCAUACGGGCGAUGUCGAAUCCCUAUCAUUUUCUCCUAAUAGCCAGUCUCUUGUCUCAGGAUCCGAAGACAAAAGCGCAACCGUCUGGGACCCUCGGAGUGGCCAUGUUCUUUUACGUCUGGAACACACUGAGACGGUAACCAAAGUUGCAUAUGCUCCUCAUGGCGCGCUUAUCGCUACCGCUUCCGGCGACAGGUCCAUAAAGAUUUGGGAUGCUUGGACUGGCGCAUGUGUGCAGUCCUUUGAUGCUGAUGAAAUCAUAUACAAGCUCGCCUUCUCUCCGGAUGGCUUGCGUUUCUAUGCUGAAGCGGGCCUCGGCGUCCGCGUCUAUGAUGUCCGAACAUAUACGCCCAUUGCGAGACUACAGGAUCGCAUGGGAUCCGACAGCUCCUGGUCAAUAUCCUGCCAAGGAGACUACAUAGUCACUGCAUCGUACGGUCAAGUGAAGAUCUGGAGUGCGGUGACCGGCGAAGAGAUUCUCGCGAUCAGCCACCCGCAAGAGCUCUCAUCGCCUGCGGCAUUCUCCCCAGACGGAGCCGAGGUACUGGCAUCCUGCGGUGCGGACAAGACCGCUGUAACCUUCGACUCACGGACAGGCCAACUACGUCGCAUCUUCAAGCUGUCAGAUCGAGCACGUUGGGCGGCAUACUCCCCGGAUGGAGACUACGUUGUCCUCGGUGAUUCUGGCGGUGAGCUGAAAGCAUUUGAUACGAAGUCUGGAUCGUUCCUUGCAAGGCUUGAGACUGGAGGGGGUAUCUUCGAUGUCCAAUUUGUACCUGACAGCAAGCACCUCCUAAUUGACUUCGAGGACAAACCUCCUAUACUGUGUAACAUCUACGAUGUAAUGCGCAUGCGAUAGUAUAUCCUCCCCUUCCCCACGGAUCGGAUCGUACUAGUACAUAUAUGUGGGGGUAAUCUGACAAGUACAGCUUAAUACGCACGGGCAUACAGUAUGAGCAAACACUACAUCCAAUCGUCGCUGGGUAUGCAUCACGUGGGAGGACAGACAGCAGGAUCAGAAAAACACAUGAGACCUGCGAGAGGUGGACCCUCGUGACUCCUAAAAACGCGACCACAGCCGCACUGGCCGGAGAGCACAAUGACCACCCAUGUCAGACUCCACGGGCCGCGCAAAAUGACGUAUCGCACGACCGAAAGAGCUGCAAUGACUCCUGCGCCAUCUGGCGUGGUCAGCCGGCGUAUGGUAGAUAAGUGUAGUGCUCAUUGAUGGCGGUCACGCCCCGUGUUUUGCUAAUCACAUGGACGUACCCUAAUAGAUACGCGUGCUCAGGCUGCAGCUUGUGCACGUACGACACGUCAACGAUGUCGCACUUCUGCGGGCGUGCGAGUGGGGGCGGGGGCGAUAGACGCUGUAACAACGAAAAGAGUGAGAGGAGAGCGACGAUGGCAUAGGUCUUGGCACUUCGGCACAGGACGUACUGAGUGAAGUCGGAGCUGCAACAGGC
Messenger RNA from Phanerochaete carnosa HHB-10118-sp, 1827 nucleotides. RefSeq lists its product as uncharacterized. Gene Ontology annotation, molecular function: protein binding. Bases 33 to 1220 code for a protein of 395 amino acids. Lineage: Eukaryota; Fungi; Basidiomycota; Agaricomycetes; Polyporales; Phanerochaetaceae. The transcript has a single exon. The record is from RefSeq and is a predicted model, not a curated record.